AUGCUAUUUAGAAACAUCAGUCAGGAAACCCCAGCAGAAUGCCAUCCCAACGUCAGUGUCAAUCCCGGAGAGGCUGCCAGCCGGAUGUUCCUGGAACGCUCCCAGCCGGAUCAGACACGCUGUAAUUUCCCACUAGGAUGUGUCGGCCUGGCAGGUUAUGGGAACGUUGUGGGAACGUGGUAACCGAAACUGAGUAAUGCUUUCACACCUCAAUAGGUCGCAGCUUUCUCAUUGGACCCCCACAGCCGCACACACAAACAAGCAUGCACGCACACACCCUUUACUAACUCUCUCCCUGCACAAAACUAGUUACACGAAUCGCCAGUGUGGCAAAUCCUUACAUACAGCAUGCUUGCAGUUGAAAAGCACACCUCAAAACCACUCAGUGUGUUUGAAAGAAAACAGACUAUUUGAACUCCGGGUCUGUUAGAAAGUAAUUUCAAAGGGACCACAACACACCUUGAUCCGUUCAGUUUGUUUGUACCACAACAACAUGGCCUAUUCUGUCAAGCUGCAUAAUCGUGUUCUGUAUUCAUAGAUACACCAUCCAUAGACUGUGAGUGACAUUCAUCACAGUAACUAACAUAGAUAUAGAAUCCAUACACUGUGAGUGACAUUCAUCUCACUAGCACAUAUAUAGAAUCCAUACACUGUGAGUGACAUUCAUCUCAGUAGCACAGAUAUAGAAUCCAUACACUGUGAGUGAAAUUCAUGUCAGUAGCACAGAUAUAGAAUCCAUACACUGUGAGUGACAUUAAUCUCAGUAGCAGAGAUAUAGAAUACAUACACUGGGUGUGACAUUCAUCUCAGUAGCACAGAUAUAGAAUCCAUACACUGUGAGUGACAUUCAUCUCAGUAGCACAGAUAUAGAAUCCAUACACUGUGAGUGACAUUCAUCUCAGUAGCAGAGAUAUAGAAUCCAUACACUGUGAGUGACAUUCAUCUCAGUAGCACAGAUAUAGAAUCCAUACACUGUGAGUGACAUUAAUCUCAGUAGCAGAGAUAUAGAAUCCAUAGACUGGGUGUAACAUUCAUCUCAGUAACAUAUGACUGUAAUAGGAUGAUGUAUGAGUGUAUGCCCAUAACUCCUCUCACACAGACAAGCAGUUAGAGAUAGAUCAUACACACACAGAGACAUGUGUGUAUAUAUGUUUAUGUGUGUGUGUGUGUCUUGGCAUGGGUCCAGGACCGGGCCUAAUACUAAGACCAAAUAGACCUGUCUUAUGCUCAGUGGGCAAAACCGGUUGCAAUAACAUCAGACUGACGUCAUGGUCAGGUCGUAGUCUGAAUGUAAAAGGACGUUUUUUUAGAUGUUUUUAGCUUCCAGAAACAGACGCCUUUACCUGGUUGUAUCAGUCACUUAAACAAGAUAACAUCACGAUAUGACGUCUUUCCCAGGCGCCUUGAUUUCUUCAUGGAGAACUCAGUUCAAUAGAUCUUUAUUUUCAGUGAAAGGCAAAAAUAAGUAAUUAAAUGGUUGUAAUCUGACAUCGCAUAUCAGAAAAAUUAUGUCCCUUGAUAACUUUUUGCCCGCUGGGUAACCGUAGAGGAAUUCAGUGUAAGGUUGUGUUUGUUGCCAUGGCAGCCACGCUGGUUGUGUUGUAGUUUGUUUGUGUGUGUGGUCCUGUCAGGGGAAAUGCCAAGUUCACCCGCUCUGGAAUGCAGCAGACAGGGCUAUGCCAGCAGGUGUGAGUGUGUGUGUGUGUGUAUCUGUGGACGUGUUUAACUAUACCAACUGGGUCAAAUGCUAUUUCUAGGGGGUUUAGGGUUAAGGUUAGAAUUAGUGUUAGGGUAAGAAUUAGGUUUAUGGUUAGGAGCUAGGGUUAGCACUGGGGUUAGCACUGAAAACACUGCUACUCCUACUGCUCUCUCCUCGUCUGACCAUGUGUUCUCGCAUACCCCGAGAGCAUCUGGUCAGAGGGGUGGUGGCACAGGAAUCCUCAUCUCUCCCAAGUGGACAUUCUCAAUUUUUCCCCUAACCCACCUGUCUAUCUCUUCAUUUGAAUUCCAUGCUGUCACAGUCACUAGCCCAUUUAAGCUUAAUAUCCUUGUCAUCUAUCACCCUCCAGGUUCCCUUGGAGAGUUCAUCAAUGAGCUUGACGCCUUGAUAAGUUCCUUUCCUGAGGAUGGCUCACCCCUCACAGUUUUGGGGGAUUUCAACCUCCCUAUGUCCACAUUUGACUCAUUUCUCUCUGCCUCCUUCUUUCCACUCCUCUCCUCUUUUGACCUCACCCUCUCACCGUCCCCCCCUACUCACAAGGCAGGCAAUACGCUUGACCUCAUCUUUACUAGAUGCUGCUCUUCUACUAAUCUCACUGCAACUCCCCUCCAUGUCUCCGACCACUACUUUGUUUCCUUUUCUCUCUCGCUCUCCUCCAACACUACUCACUCUGCCCCUACACAGAUGGUAAUGCGCCGCCGCAACCUUCGCUCUCUCUCUCCCACUACUCUCUCCUCUUCCAUCCUAUCAUCUCUUCCCUCUGCUCAAUCCUUCUCCCUCCAAUCUCCUGAUUCUGCCUCCUCAACCCUCCUCUCCUCCCUCUCUGCAUCCUUUGACUCUCUGUGUCCCCUAUCCUCCCGGCCGGCUCGGUCCUCCCCUCCAGCUCCGUGGCUUGAUGACUCAUUGCGAGCUCACAGAACAGAGCUCCGGGCAGCGGAGCGGAAAUGGAAGAAAACUAAACUCCCUGCCGACCUGGCAUCUUUUCACUCCCUCCUCUCUACAUUUUCUUCAUCUGUUUCUGCUGCUAAGGCCACUUUCUACCACUCUAAAUUCCAAGCAUCUGCCUCUAACCCUAGGAAGCUCUUUGCCACAUUUUCCUCCCUCCUGAAUCCCCCCCCCCCCCCCUCCUCUCUCUCUGUGGAUGACUUCGUCAACCACUUUGAAAAGAAGGUUGACGACAUCCGAUCCUCGUUUGUUAAGUCUAAUGACACUGCUGGUCCUACUCACACUGCCCUACCCUAUGCUUUGACUUCUUUCUUCCCUCUCUCUCCAGAUAAAAUCCUGCGACUUGUGACUGCAGGCCGCCCAACAACCUGCCCGCUUGACCCCAUCCCCUCCUCUCUUCUCCAGACCAUCUCCGGUGACCUUCUCCCCUACCUCACCUCGCUGAUCAACUCAUUCUUGACCGCUGGCCAUGUCCCUUCCGUCUUCAAGAGAGCGAGAGUUGCUCCCCUUCUCAAAAAACCAACACUCGAUCCCACUGAUGUCAACAACUACAGACCAGUAUCCCUUCUUUCUUUUCUUUCCAAAACUAUUGAGCGUGCCGUCUUUAGCCAACUCUCUUGCUAUCUCUCUCAGAAUGACCUUCUUGAUCCAAACCAGUCAGGUUUCAGGACUGGUCAUUCAACUGAGACUGCUCUUCUCUGUGUCACGGAGGCUCUCCGCACUGCUAAAGCUAACUCUCUCUCCUCUGCUCUUGUCCUUCUAGACCUGUCUGCUGCCUUUGAUACUGUGAACCAUCAGAUCCUCCUCUCCACCCUCUCCGAGCUGGGCAUCUCCGGCGCGGCUCACUCCUGGAUUGCGUCCUACCUGACCGGUCGCUCCUACCAAGUGGCGUGGCGAGAAGCUGUCUCCGCACCACGUGCUCUCACCACUGGUGUCCCCCAGGGCUCAGUUCUAGGCCCUCUCCUUUUCUCCCUAUACACCAAGUCACUUGGCUCUGUCAUAUCCUCACAUGGCCUCUCCUAUCAUUGCUACGCUGACGAUACACAACUAAUCUUCUCCUUUCCCCCUUCUGAUAACCAGGUGGCGAAUCGCAUCUCUGCAUGUCUGGCAGACAUAUCAGUAUGGAUGACGGAUCACCACCUCAAGCUGAACCCUGGCAAGACGGAGCUGCUCUUCCUCCCGGGGAAGGACUGCCCGUUCCAUGAUCUCGCCAUCACGGUUGACAACUCCGUUGUGUCCUCCUCCCAGAGUGCGAAGAGCCUUGGCGUGACCCUGGACAACACCCUGUCGUUCUCCGCUAACAUCAAGGCGGUGACCCGCUCCUGCAGGUUCAUGCUCUACAACAUUCGGAGAGUACGACCCUGCCUUACACAGGAAGCGGCACAGGUCCUAAUCCAGGCACUUGUCAUCUCCCGUCUGGAUUACAUUUACAUUACAUUUACAUUUUAGUCAUUUAGCAGACGCUCUUAACCAGAGCGACUUACAGGAGCAAUUAGGGUUAAGUGCCUUGCUCAAGGGCACAUUAACGUCAUUUAGCAGACGCUCUUAGCCAGAGCGACUCACAAAUUGGUGCGUUCACCCUAUAGCCAGUGGGAUAACCACUUUACAAUUUUGGGGGGGGGGGGGUUAGAAGGAAUACUGCAACUCGCUGUUGGCUGGCCUCCCUGCCUGUGCCAUUAAACCCCUACAACUCAUCCAGAAUGCCGCAGCCCGUCUGGUGUUCAACCUUCCCAAGUUCUCUCACGUCACCCCCCUCCUCCGCACACUCCACUGGCUUCCAGUUGAAGCUCGCAUCCGUUACAAGACCAUGGUGCUUGCCUAUGGAGCAGCGAGGGGAACGGCACCUCUGUACCUUCGGGCUCUGAUCAGUCCCUACACCCAAACGAGGGCAUUGCGUUCAUCCACCUCUGGCCUGCUGGCUCCCCUUCCUCUGCGGAAGCAUAGUUCCCGCUCAGCCCAGUCAAAACUGUUCGCUGCUCUGGCACCCCAAUGGUGGAACAAGCUCCCUCACGACGCCAGGACAGCGGAGUCACUCACCACCUUCCGGAGACAUUUGAAACCCCACCUCUUUAAGGAACACCUGGGAUAGGAUAAAGUAAUCCUUCUACCCCCCCCCAAAAAAAAUUGUAAAGUGGUUAUCCCACUGGCUAUAGGGUAAAUGCACCAAUUUGUGAGUCGCUCUGGAUAAGAGCGUCUGCUAAAUGACGUAAAUGUGCCCUUGAGCAAGGCACUUAACCCUAAUUGCUCCUGUAAGUCGCUCUGGUUAAGAGCGUCUGCUAAAUGACUAAAAUGUAAAAUAUAAUGUAAAUGUUAGUUUUAUGGUUAGGUUUAGGGGUUAGGGAAAAUAGGAUUUUGAAUGGGACUGAAUUGUGUCUCACCACAAUGUUAGUUAUACAAGACCGUGUGUGUGUGUGUGUGUAUAGUAUGUGUAUGUUUAUGCACAUGUUUUCCCCCAGAGGGAUUGUAUCCCCCAUCAGGGAUUGUAUUUUUUAUGUUGGCGACCCCACUGCAGUUCCUCUUAAACCCACUAGCAUUGCAAUGCUUUGCUAUCAUCAGUAUCCAAUGCCAGAGAGCGUGGGUGGACCUGGAUGAUGUCACUCGUCUCAGACAUGAGUGUUGUUUUUGGCCGCUCCCAUAGGGUGAAAGAAGCGAAACACACACAGAUGAACACCGUGUCCUGAAACUAGGUACAAUAACACACACCUUUCCUUGGAAUUAUCCAAAACACACACUCCCACAACUUUCCUUGAACCUCCCAGACAAUGGGUGGACAUGCUUACCGGUAGCUGAAGCACCCGUCUCCUCUUCCACUAUGAGUCAUACUUGAAUACCAUUGAACUUCACAUUUUACACACACACACACACACACACACACACACACACACACACGUUGAAGCGUACACACUAGACCUAGAAGAUGUCCUAGAACUAGGGUUAUAAAGGAGGGUAUAUAUUAAUGGAAACUUUCAAAGGGAGGAUAUACAGUGAGGGAAAAAAGUAUUUGAUCCCCUGCUGAUUUUGUACGUUUGCCCACUGACAAAGACAUGAUCAGUCUAUAAUUUUAAUGGUAGGUUUAUUUGAACAGUGAGAGACAGAAUAACAACAAAAAAAAUUCAGAAAAAACGCAUGUCAAAAAUGUUAUUAAUUGAUUUGCAUUUUAAUGAGGGAAAUAAGUAUUUGACCCCUCUGCAAAACAUGACUUAGUACUUGGUGGCAAAACCCUUGUUGGCAAUCACAGAGGUCAGACGUUUCUUGUAGUUGGCCACCAGGUUCAGGAGGGAUUUUGUCCCACUCCUCUUUGCAGAUCUUCUCCAAGUCAUUAAGGUUUCGAGGCAGAUGUUUGGCAACUCGAACCUUCAGCUCCCACCACAGAUUUUCUAUGGGAUUAAGGUCUGGAGACUGGCUAGGCCACUCCAGGACCUUAAUGUGCUUCUUCUUGAGCCACUCCUUUGUUGCCUUGGCCGUGUGUUUUGGGUCAUUGUCAUGCUGGAAUACCCAUCCACGACCCAUUUCAAUGCCCUGGUUGAGGGAAGGAGGUUCUCACCCAAGAUUUGAUGGUACAUGGCCCCGUCCAUCGUCCCUUUGAUGCGGUGAAGUUGUCCUGUCCCCUUAGCAGAAAAACACCCCCAAAGCAUAAUGUUUCCACCUCCAUGUUUGACAGUGGGGAUGGUGUUCUUGGGGUCAUAGGUAGCAUUCCUCCUCGAUUUUGGUCUCAUCUGACCACAACACUUUCACCCAGUUCUCCUCUGAAUCAUUCAGAUGUUCAUUGGCAAACUUCAGACGGGCCUGUAUAUGUGCUUUCUUGAGCAGGGGGACCUUGCGGGCGCUGCAGGAUUUCAGUCUUUCACAGCGUAGUGUGUUACCAAUUGUUUUCUUGGUGACUAUGGUCCCAGCUGCCUUGAGAUCAUUGACAAGAUCCUCCCAUGUAGUUCUGGGCUGAUUACUCACCGUUCUCAUGAUCAUUGCAGCUCCACGAGGUGAGAUCUUGCAUGGAGCCCCAGGCCGAGGGAGAUUGACAGUUCUUCCAUUUGUGAAUAAUCGCACCAACUGUUGUCACCUUCUCACCAAGCUGCUUGGUGAUGGUCUUGUAGCCCAUUCCAGCCUUGUGUAGGUCUACAAUAUUGUCCCUGACAUCCUUGGAGAGCUCUUUGGUCUUGGCCAUGGUGGAGAGUUUGGAAUCUGAUUGAUUGAUUGCUUCUGUGGACAGGUGUCUUUUAUACAGGUAACAAGCUGAGAUUAGGAGCACUCCCUUUAAGAGUGUGCUCCUAAUCUCAGCUCGUUGCCUGUAUAAAAGACACCUGGGAGCCAGAAAUCUUUGUGAUUGAGAGGGGGUCAAAUACUUAUUUCCCUAAUUAAAAUGCAAAUCAAUUUAUAACAUUUUUGACAUGCGUUUUUCUGGAUUUCUGUUGUUGUUAUUCUGUCUCCCACUGUUCAAAUAAACCUACCAUUAAAAUUAUAGACUGAUCAUGUCUUUGUCAGUGGGCAAACGUACAUAAUCAGCAGGGGAUCAAAUAUUGUUUUCCCUCACUGUAUGCACAUUUGUUUUUAGUGAUACAAUCUUUAUCAAACAAAAACAUAGAUAUGUAAAAACAAAAGCAUACAUACUACUGGUCUAAAACAGAAACAUUCAUAUCUUAAAAAGAAAAACACAGUACAUAUCUAAAAACACUAACGUUAUUUCAGUCGCACACGCACCUCUGUGUAAACCGAUAGAUUAUCCGUUGAGUCAGAGGGUAUGAAAACAACCCUGUGGAGCCUAAACAUUGUGUGUGUGUGACUGCUGCCAAAUAUCCCUCCUGUGUCAUUUCCUGACAUUGAAGUGCCUCGUCACCUCAGAGGCCUCUGACUUGGACUGUUAUCAUGAAGACAGCCAGAGAAGGGUCAAACACACUAAUUGUUCCAGAACGGAGAGAACACAUACCAUGGGAUUUGUCAGCCUACUUCAAGAUACUUCAAAUACUUCUAACAAACAAUGUUGGGAUCACUUCAUUUCUUAAUUCAGUCAAACAUUGAAAAAUCUUUGUAGAAAAUCUGUGUGUGUGUGUGUGUACACUAUGUCGGCGGGCAACCGUAGGGUGCAUGUGACGCGUCUAGUGCAGUAGUGCCUAGGUAGAGGUAAGUUGCAUGCCCACUUACCACGUGCUUGCAUACUCUCGCUUAAAGCUUGCUGCCGCCCGCGAGCCCUUGUGGUGAAUUGGGGAGCACCUUCAUGCAUAAGUCUCCCCUUGCCGGUACAAAACCUCUCCAUGACUGGGCCUCCUCGCGGUGGCACACGUUAACUGGUUGUCUUGAAACUCCAGGCUAACCCGGCAAGGGAUCUCGGAGCAGCAGUGGGCCCCAGAGAUGCGUCUGUACAGGCCCACCUCUGUGUGGACACGUCAUGGCAGCCAUCAACCACUGUCCCGCUGCCUUGUGGGUUAGUCUGGUACGACAAAGGCUAGGGGAGCACACCCUGAGAGAAAAGCAGCAUGCUGGCGAUGCGCGGUAGGCGGACGCCGACAGACUGGGGAUCCGGCAGCCUCCUGGAGCUGUGGAAGAUACUGGUCGUCCUGGGUUUCCCCACUUGCCACUGGAAUUUCACCUUCCUACAGUGAAGUAGUGCUGUUGGGGAUUGCGCACCCUCAGCUGCACUUUAAAUAACCUUCUCUGCGCAGGUAUCCACUUCUGACCUCGGUGAAGCCAUCAACCGGAAACCGGACUAAAGUCAGGCGGCGUUGGGGUGUCUGAUGACGGGGGCAGGAGUGAAUACACUGGGAGCCCUUAAUCAGACCCCUGCACGCCAGCGGCACAGGACUACUAUGGUCGCCAGCAGCUGAGACUUGAGUGGCAGCUGCUCUCGGCAGACCCCUGUGUGACUGAGCAGCCCUAUUUAGGAGCCACACUGCUCACCCCAGCUGGGGAGAGGCCUAGAAAAGGUAGCCUAAAAAUUGCCCACUCACUCCAUCCUGGAUAGGCUACCGCACCUAUCGGGAGUUCCACUCAGCGGUCGAAAAAUGCUCAAGAAAAUAAUUCCCCUGAAACUGGCGACAUGGAACAUCAUAACUCUUUUGGAAACUGACGAUAAUAGCGAAAGACCCCAUCGGAGAACAGCAAAGGUGCUACAACAUUGACAUUGCUGCCCUGAGUGAGACCAGGUUCCUGGAUGAAGUUUCCCUGAAAGAGGAGGGAGAAGGCAACACCUUCUUCUGGAAAGGUUACCCUCUGGGUGGACAACAUCAGCACGGUGUGGGACUGGCAAUUAAGAACAGCCUUUUACCCAGCCUCACCGAAACACCUGUCGGCAUAAGUGAAAGACUCAUGUCUCUCCGUAUCCCCCUAGCCAAGAUGCGCUAUGCUACUCUUCUCAGUGCAUACGCACCAACGUUACCAUCUGAAAAUGAGGCAAAGGACUGCUUCUACCAGUCACUAGAUGAGGCCCUUCACCACAUCCCCAGGAAUGACAAGAUCUUUCUGCUGGGUGACUUCAACGCUAGGGUGGGACAGAACAACAGGACAUGGAGCGGAGUGCUGGGUAGGCAUGGUGUUGGCCAGGUCAAUGAGAAUGACAUGAGACUGCUAACUCUAUGUGCCGAGCACGAUCACAUUGUCACAAACACCUUGUUCCAGCAGAAGAACAAAUAUAAAACAUCAUGGAUGCACCCACGCUCCAAACACUGGCACCUGAUCGCCUACGUCACAGUGAGACGUUCUGACACUAAUGACGUGCUGCUGACACGUGCCAUGAGGGGUGCAGAAUGCUGGACAGAUCACUGUAUGAUACUUGCUAAACUCCAGGUGAGAAUACGUCUCCCCUCCAACGCCUGCAGAAGUCCAGUAAGAGGUGUCUGCACUGUAUCCGGCUUGAGAAAGCUGCAGUAAGGGACGAGUUCCGUCGCUCUCUCGCUGAAAGGCUGAGGGAGACUGAGCCUCUUCUGAGCGCAGAGGACCCCAUGGACCAGAAGUGGGCAUCUAUUAGCUCAGUGCUCUAUCAGGCAGUGGCCCACUCCAUUGGCUACAGAGGUAGGAAACAUCAGGACUGGUUCGAUGAGAACUCUGACACCAUCAAAACCUUACUGGACAAUAUGAACAAAGCGCACAGGGCUAGUCUCAACAGCCCCACAUCUGCUACCCUCUGCAAGCAAUGGCAUGCAUCGCGCAAGGAAGUGCAAACAACCUGCUCUGCAGAACGAAUGGUAGACGAAUAAGGCACAGGAAAUCAAAAUGUAUGCCGACAAAAAUGACAUGCACAAUUUCUACAACUCAACUAAAGCAAUCUAUGGCCCUAGAAGUCGCUCCAUCACCCCCCUGAAAACAGCUGAUGGUCGGACUCUCUUGAAGGACCAAAACCAGAUCCUGAUGCGGUGGGCUGACCACUUUGAAGCACUACUCAAUCAGCACUCCCCUACAGACCACUCCAUCCUGGAAGAACUGCCUGUCCGUCCACCCAUUCAAGACCUCCACCAUUCGCCAACCUUCCAAGAGGUGUUAUCAGCUAUCCGUUCCAUCAAGAACAACAAGGCUCCUGGCGCUGACAGCAUCCCGGCAGAGCUACUUAAGAAGGGAGGUUACUUCUGCACCAGAACACUCCACCAGUACCAUCACGGAGGUUUGGGACCGGGAGAUCGUCCCCCGAACAGUGGCAGGAUGCAAACAUUGUCACCAUCUAUAAGAACAAGGGAGACAAGUCCAUCUGCGGUAACAGCCGGGGGAGAUCCCUUCUGGCUGUUGCCGGCAAGGUCCUGGCCAAGGUGAUGCUACACAGGGCUGGUGAACAACGUCACAGAGGAACUGCUGCCAGAGUCACAAUGCGGCUUCAGAAAGAACAGGAGUACGGUCUACAUUAUAUUCACGGCACGGCAACUCCAGCAGAAGUGCUGUGAACAACACCUUUUCAUGACCUUUGUCAACCUCUCCAAGACCUUCGACACUGUGAGCAGGGAACUACAAUGGGGCGUUGUGGCUGUCCAGACAAAUCUGUCAACAUCCUUUGCCAGUUCCAUGGUGGGAUGAUGGCUCGGGUGGCCAUAGGAGGGCAGGAGUCAGUGCCCUUUGGAGUAAGCAUCGGUGUGAGGCAGGGGUGUGUGCUGGCACCUGUACUCCUCCUAUGUGUCACCCAGCUUCUCCACAAGGAGCUUGAGCACAGCAGCGGGGAUGGAAACUUCAGGCUGGAUGGAAACCUAUUCAACAUUUGAGCUGUUCUUGCCAUAAUAUGGACUUGGUCUUUUACCAAAUAGGGCUAUCUUCUGUAUACCUUGUCACAACACAACUGAUUGGCUCAAAGACAUUAAGAAUUAAAGAAAUUCCACAAAUUAACUUUUAAGAAGGCAAACCUGUUAAUUGAAAUGCAUUCCAGGUGACUACCUCAUGAAGCUGGUUGAGAGAAUGCCAACACUGUGCAAAGCUGUCAUCAAGGCAAAGGGUGGCUAUUUGAAGAAUCUCAAAUAUAAAAUAUAUUUUCAUUUGUUUAACACUUUUUUGGUUACUACACGAUUCCAUAUGUGUUAUUUCAUAGUUUUGAUGUCUUCACUAUUAUUCUACAAUGUAGAAAAUAGUAAAAAAAUUAAGAAAAUCGCCUACUCACUCCAUCCUGUAGGUUGAGGUGGUGAGCUGACACCUCAGGCAGCUCUUCUCUGAUUUUUACAUGAGUUAAGACGAGUUAAUGAGGUAAUGACUUGGACCUGGUGGGCACACACACACACACACACACACACACACACACACAAUUUCCUAAUUUGUGAGGAAAACAUUAUUACCAUACCAUCCAGGAAUCUAUUUCAUGGUCUAUUUUAAGACCAACUUAGAAAACUCAGACCCAGGCACAAACACACAGUGUCUCCUGACACACAACGUGGUCCUAGUAUUCCACAGGAGGGAAAACACUGUUAGUCUGGCCUGUCACUCAAUAAACCCUCACUUCACUUUCUCUGUAUGGUGACAUGGCGCACACAUCUAAGAGAAGAGGACAGGUGGAAUCAAGUAAGGGACAGUUUGUGGGGCAGUGGGAGGUGGUGAGAGAGAGUCAAUGAUAGGGACAGUUAUAUGAAAUAUACAGAACAGGGAAAUAUGAGAAAGAAUGGGACUGAGGGAGAGAUUUGCGUCAUGUAAAAGACAGCAGCUCUGCGCUAAAGGUACUGUAAACCCUCCUUAGAACAAGCCUCGUACUACCAUCCAGAUUUUGCAAGCUUAAAUAAAUGUGUUUCGCUGAUUCAGUGUAGUGAAAUAUAUAUUUAUGUGAGUUCGCGAGAUCUGGAUGGUAGUUCGAGGCUACCUUAUAGCGGGCAUUGUCGAAGAGAAGUUUAAAAAUGAAUUAUGAUGAUCUGUGCUCUUGAAAAUGUCACCCUGAGUGUGCUAGGCUGUAAAAAGACUUAUAGAGAAUUAUGUUUUGUGUACUAAGUCUGACAUCUCCCCAUUAUGCCAUGAUAGUGUUGUCUUUCUGUAGUAAAACCAUAUAGGACAGCCCCUCAACUACCUCAACAGUAGGAAAUGUCAUCCUUGCUGUGAAAAAAAACAGACUCCUUUUUUAAAAACUCACAGCCUGUCCUACAUUCCUUGUCCACCUGCCAGUGGUGAUUAUGGUGUCCCAUCAAAGUGUGAUCCCACACUGGUCUCGUCCCAAAUGGCACCCUAUUCCCUACAUAGUGCACUACUUUUGACCACAGCCCUAUGGGUCCUGGUCAAAAGUAGUACACUAUAUAGGGAAUACGGUGCCAUUUGGGAAGCACCCACUGACUGACUACUCAUAUCACAUAAAGGACACACACACUAUCGAUAUCUGACUCUGACACCUGAUUCAGCCUCCCGGCCCUGUCCUGACACCCCUGUCACACACGCAUAGACAAAUACACACACAUUUGCCAUGGCGACGCACACACACACACACACACACACACACACACACACACACACACUCGGGGGGCAUGUCCCCAGUGCAUUGUUUGAAUCGUGAAUUGUGACGAAUGAUAUUUGACCCACUCACACACACCCUCACAUGCCUCCUUUCCUUUACAUAGAAGACAAUUAUUAGGACAUAACUGGGUUGUAUUCAAUAAAGCGUGCAACGGAAAACGUUUUAAAACGUUAGCAACGGAAAAUGCAAAUUAGAGUUUCUUAUUAGUCCCUCCCUGCUUCAGUCCGUUUCCUUACGUUUGGUGCCUGAUGAAUACAACCCUGGACUAUCCCAAAGAAUGACCAUUGGCCAAGCCAACGGAGUAGCUGUAGUUGGAGUGAUACCAACCUAUUCUAAAGGGGAGCGCUAGCCUAGCGGUUAGCGUGUUAGGCCAGUAACUGAAAGGUCGCUGGUUUGAAUACCCGAACUGACAAGGUGAAAAAUCUGUCGAUGUGCCCUUGAGCAAGGCACUUAACCCUAAUGUGCUCCAGGGGCGCUGUACUACCAUGGCUGACCCUGUAAAACAACACAUUUCACUGCACCUAUCCGGUUUUAUUUUAUUAGAUCCAAGAAUGCUGCCAUUAAAAUGUCCAUCAACAACAUUGUAGAGAGAACUGGUUCUGAAGCAAAUGCCAUAGUUCAGUUACUGGGGCAUAUAAUUAAGCUAAUGCUAGGCCCACUGACAUAACAAACCCUUUCCCCCUACCCCUGCACUAUUUGCAAAUCUGAAGGGACCGGUGAAAUAAACCAAUAUGGAGGACACUUCCCUAAGACCUUUGGAAAGCUAGGGUGGAUUAACACCAUUGGAUCACAACUUACCAGUCCCUUCAGGUUUACAAACAAUGAAGGUUGUUGUUGGAGCAGGCAACCAUAGUGACAGUAAGUGCCUUUCCCCAACUGACCAGUGUAUAAAGCCCUUUUUACAUCAGCAGUUGUCACAAAGUGCUAUACAGAUACCCAGCCUAAAACCCCACACAGCAAGCAAUGCAGUGACAGAUGCAGUGGCUAGGAAAAAACGUCCUAGAAAGACAGGAACCUAGGAAGAAAUCUAGAGAGAAACCAGGCUCUGAGGGGUGGCCAGUCCUCUCCUGGCUGUGCCGGGUGGAUAUUAGAAGAGUACAUGUGUGGCCAUGAAGGCCAGAUGGUUAUUCGGAGAAAACCAUGAAGUCCUAGUUACUUAGAGACUAUAGGCCAAUAGUUUUUAAUGAUCAGAUCAAGCGUUUGGGGAAAACGACAGGUUCUAUGCAUGGGUGAUGGUCUUACCUACGGAGGGCACCCUCCUGUGGUGGGUAGGACACUCCAGGGUCCCCUGUUGGGUUCGACCAAACAUGGCCGAGUAGACAGCGAUCUCCAUCCCCCGUUUACAGCUCAGCUUCAUCCUCUCCUCCUCACACACCACCUUACUCCUAUACUCAUCUGGAAGGGGGUGGGGGGAGAUGUAUCACCUUUAGUAUCAUGACAGACACACCUUACCCUUUCUGUCUGUCUCAGGCUUACUCUGAAGUUUGCCUUUUAUUUUCUUGUGUCCAUUGUCCAAGUUUUACAUACUUGUGUCCAUUGUCAUCUCUCCAUCAUCCCUUUCCAAGCGCCAUUAGCCUUCUCUCACUCUUUCUGUCCUACAACACUGAAAUCCCCAUCCCCAAAUGUAAACCUCUCUCUCCCCGUCCAUCUUUCCUCCCCUCUAAUCCCUUCUCUCAGAGCCAGAAUACCAGGGGUGUAAUCCCUUCUCUCAGAGCCAGAAUACCAGGGGUGUAAUCCCUUCUCUCAGAGCCAGAAUACCAGGGGUGUAAUCCCUUCUCUCAGAGCCAGAAUACCAGGGGUGUAAUCCCUUCUCUCAGAGCCAGAAUACCAGGGGUGUAAUCCCUUCUCACCCAGGGUGUUGUAGUAGCUAAAUCCACUCAUGUUAUUCCUGAGCUGUGGUGUGGUCACACUAGACUGACUGGGAGUGGCCACUCACUCCACUACCCUGACCCUGGACCAAUCAACAGCUCUUUUGUCCUCUGUCACUUAACCAAUGACUUCUGGGCGACAGAGAAAUGGCUCUGUAGGAUCUAAGUGGGAUUUUAGUGAGGUGCAACGAGCUGGUGUCACUGCCUCUGAAUGGAAAGAGAGCUGGGUUGACCUCUCUCUCUCUCUCUCUCUCUCUCUCUCUCUGUCUCUCUCUCUCUCUCUCUCUCUCUCUCUCUCUCUCUCUCUCUCUCUCUCUCUCUCUCUCUCUCUCUCUCUCUCUCUCUCUCUCUCUCUCUCUCUCUCUCUCUCCUCUCCUCCCCUGCAUUCCUGUUCCUCUCCCCCAUGUCCAUAGUUGUGAUAUCCUGGCUAGUGGAGGUAGUUAUUCAGGGCGUUCAGCUGUCACAGGUCACUGUGACUGGGCUCUGUGUGUGGAAUACCUGUGCAUGGCUAAACACAUCCACGUUGCAGGUUGACAAUCAUUGGUAUGAAUCUUGUCUUGGAGGCAGAGCUGAGCGAUUUCCACUAGAUGGCCCAGCUGCAAAGUCAAAAUUGUCUAUAUAUCGUAAAAAUGUAUUCAAACAAAAAAUAGCUUUUUGGUCUUCAUUUCAAGUUAGGGUUAGGCAUAAGGUAAACGGUGUGGUUAAGGUUAAAAUCAGAUUGUAUGACUUUGUGGCUGUGCCAGCUUGUGACUACCCUGCAGAGCUGCCUCCAGUACAUGACUCAUCCCAAUAAAAGCCAACAUGCAUCCACACUAUCAAGGCUUCUGUUUCUGCACCUUAGUAUGAAUGGGAUUUAAACCUUAUAUCGCGUCACCAGGGUUUUCUGUCUCUCUCUGUGUGUGUGUGUGUGUGUGUGUAUGUAUAAGAAACAGACAGUAGAAGGUGGAGUAUAACUUAUAAAGAGGCUGAGGGUUGAUGAGGGAGGGACUUACUAGGCUGGCAUUUAUACCACACAAUGAGGUAUUUGCUGCUACUGGGGCACGGGUCCGUCCCGAAGAGACCACUGGUGACAAGGACCUGACAGAUCCUCCUGUCCUGGCACUCAUCCAACAUUUUCUACCAGAGAAAGAUUAAGGGGGGAGAAAGAUAAAUAUUAAGGGGGGAGAGAGAGAGAACAAUGAGCAAGCGUCGGUGAGACCGGAGGGCACACAAACCUAAAACCACUUCAAAACAACCUAACCAUCCCCUUCUCCUCCCAGGCCAUGGGAACAGUUCUACACUCCAGCUUCCUGACAUCCCUUCCAUAGCUCAGACUUCACAGUCUUAAGGCGUCAGCAUGCUUCAGUUCAGCUGGCGCCUACCCGAACCGAACGAGUGUGCUCGCAAACUCCCUUAAAAAGACCUUAACUUGAGAAACAAGCAGCAAUAGUACCGUUUGUCUAUCUUGAGAUGCCGUAGCCAGUCUGCCUCAAAAUAGUCCGAAUUAAUCUAAGGUAACUCAAGAAAUCUGUCAUUAACUUUGAUGUUUUUGCCAAGGAGAUCUUACUUGCCCAAUUUUACAUCGAACUAAGAUGUUUGGUGCAGUAUUUCUCAAGUGAAAAAAUUUGCAUGAAAAGGAUUUGUCUCUCAUUGAAUGACAACAAACACUUAGUUGAAGAAUCCCUACUGUUGACCAAUCACAGACGAAAGGGCAUAGAUUUCACCUUUCGACUAAAGGCUUGUCUCGUUAAAAAAAUGGUGAGUGCGAACAGCCAAAGAAACACUUGCCGAAAACCAAAACGAACAAAAAUGUCACAAAAUGUCAUCAUAACAUAUGCACAAACUGUUCCGAAAUGUUUCGGACAGGAAGCAUGCGGAUGCCUUUACACAUUUCCUUAUUUUCUAAGUAACAUUCUACUACAUUCCUCAACAAGGAAUUCUCACUCCCUGACCAAAUUCACAUUUCCUAGUGGUGUAUAAAAAUACAAGUUGUUUCUGUCAUUUUUUCACCACAAUGCAUCACACUAUUGACGUAAGCCACCUUUAUGCUGGGCGGCGCCCAUUUAUGAUUGCGUGUGGCAGUGGGAGUUGUGACCGGUAGAUCGGUGCCUGCUGCUGUGCAAAGCUGGCACACGAGCAGUGACUUCCACUAAAACAAACAGUGACGUGUAGAAGACAACCUUCCAGUGUUCUCCUGUCAUGUAGAAGACAAACUCCCAGUGUUCCGGUGUGUAGAAGACAACCUCCCAGAGUUCUCCUGGCAUGUAGAAGACAACCUCCCAGUGUUCUCCUGGCGUAUAGAAGACAACUUCCCAGUGUUCUGGCAUGUAGAAGACAACCUCCCAAUGUUACGGUGUCACGCCCUGGCUCUGGGGACACUGUUAUGUUGAGCCAGGGUGUGUAGAUCUAUGUGUUGUUUGUUGAUCUAUGUCGGGAGUCUAGGUAUGGUAUUUCUGUGUUGGCCAGAGUGGUUCCCAAUCAGAGGCAACGAGUGUCAGCUGUGGCUGGUUGUCUCUGAUUGGGAGCCAUACUUAUAGAGGCUGUUUUCCCACAUUAGUUGUGGGAUCUUGUUUCGAGUUGGUUUGUGUUAGACCGUGAACUGUCACGUUAUCGUUUUGUUUAUUUUGUCGUAUAUCGCUAAUAAAGAGUAUGUUUGCCUGCAAUGCUGCGCCUUGGUCCUCCUCUCUUACCGACGAUCGUGACAGAAGAUCCCACCAAAACUGGACCAAGCAGCGUGUCCAGGAGCCAUCGCCAGGGGAGUCGCUAGCAGAUCUCCGUGGCAACCUCGACUGGGUCAAGCCUAAUGAAGAGCAGAAUGGCUGGAGUUGGAAGCAGAAGAGCGAGAGUUGGGGGAGAACAAUAGAGGCCUGGCCCACGGGGAGGAGAGACCCCCAGAAUUUUUUUAGGGGGGGGCUCACGACGUGGACGUCGGGGCAGCAGGAGGCCGCGAUAGAGCGGUCCAGCGGGUUGGCAGAGGAGGCCGCCAGGUUACGGGGGCCACUGGUAUUAAAGGGGAAGGAAAGUGUGGAGGCACGGCGAGAGGUACUGGGGUGUGUUACCAGUCCGGUCCGGCCCGUUCCUGAUCCCUGCAUAGGGCCAGUGGUGUGUGUCCCCAGUACGGUCCGGCCUGUUCCUGUUCCUCGCAUCAGGCCAAUGGUGCGCGUCGCCAGCCCGGCCCGUCCUGUUCCUGCUCCCCGCACCAGGCCAAUGGUGCGCGUCUCCAGCCCGGCCCGUCCUGUUCCUGCUCCCCGCACCAGGCCAAUGGUGCGCGUCGCCAGCCCGGCCCGUCCUGUUCCUGCUCUCCGCACCAGGUCAAUGGUGCGCGUCGCCAGCCCGGUCCGGCCCUUUCCUGCUCCCCGCACCAAGCCAAUGGUGCGCGUCGCCAGCCCGGUCCGGCCCUUUCCUGCUCCCCGCACCAAGCCAAUGGGGCGCGUCGCCAGCCCGGCCCGUCCUGUUCCUGCUCUCCGCACCAGGUCUAUGGUGCGCGUCGCCAGCCCGGUCCGGUCCUUUCCUGCUCCCCGCACCAAGCCAAUGGGGCGUGUCGCCAGCCCGGUCCGGCCCGCUCCUGCUCCCCACACCAAGCCAGUGGUGUGCGUCGUCAGUCCGGCACGUCCCGUGCCUGUUCCACCGGUGCCUGGUCCGGCACCGGUCAGAUGCUUCACGCCGGAGCUAGAGCAAUCCGCUCCACCAGUGUGCAGUCCAGCUCCGGCCAGCGGGGUCAGACCGGACCAGGGGUACUUUGGGGGGUUGGAGAGGGAGCGGGGAUCAGGCCCGGAGCCGGAUCCGCCGCCUAGGCGGAGUGCCCACCCGGUCCCUCCCCUGUGGUAUUUGGUUGACGCGGUCGGAGUCCGCGCCUUUAGGGGGGGGGGGGGGGGGGGGGGGGGUACUGUCACGCCCUGGCUCUGGGGACACUGUUAUGUUGAGCCAGGGUGUGUAGAUCUAUGUGUUGAUUUUCUAUGUCGGGAGUCUAGGUAUGGUAUUUCUGUGUUGGCCAGAGUGGUUCCCAAUCAGAGGCAACGAGUGUCAGCUGUGGCUGGUUGUCUCUGAUUGGGAGCCAUACUUAUAGAGGCUGUUUUCCCACAUCAGUUGUGGGAUCUUGUUUCGAGUUGGUUUGUGUUAGACCGUGAACUGUCACGUUAUCGUUUUGUUUAUUUUGUCGUAUAUCGCUAAUAAAGAGUAUGUUUGCCUGCAAUGCUGCGCCUUGGUCCUCCUCUCUUACCGACGAUCGUGACAUACGGUGUGUAGAAGACAAGCUCAAAGUGUUCUGGUGUGUAGAAGACUACCUCCCAGUGUUGUUCUGGUGUGUAGAAAACAACCUCCCAGAGUUAUGGUGUGUAGAAGACAACCUCCCAAUGUUACGGUGUGUAGAAGACAACCUCCCAGAGUUCUCCUGGCGUGUAGAAGACAACCUCCCAGAGUUCUCCUGGCGUGUAGAAGACAACCUCCCAGAGUUCUCCUGGCGUGUAGAAGACAACCUCCCAGUGUUCUCCUGGCGUGUAGAAGACAACCUCCCAGAGUUCUCCUGGCGUGUAGAAGACAACCUCCCAGUGUUCUCCUGGCGUGUACAAGACAACCUCCCAGAGUUCUGGUGUGUAGAAGACAACCUCCCAAUGUUACGGUGUGUAGAAGACAAGCUCAAAGUGUUCCGGUGUGUAGAAGACAACCUCCCAGAGUUCUGGUGUGUAGAAGACAACCGUCCAGUGUUCCGGUGUGUAGAAGACAACCUCCCAGUGUUCCGGCGUGUAGAAGACAACCUCCCAGAGUUCUCCUGGCAUGUAGAAGACAACCUCCCAGAGUUCUCCUGGUGUGUCGAAGACAACCUCCCAGAGUUCUCCUGGCAUGUAGAAGACAACCUCCCAGAGUUCUCCUGGUGUGUCGAAGACAACCUCCCAGAGUUCUCCUGGCGUGUAGAAGACAACCUCCCAGAGUUAUUGUGUGUAGAAGACAACCUCCCAGUGUUCCGGUGUGCAGAAGACAACCUCCCAGGGUUCCGGUGUGUAGAAGACAACCUCCCAGUGUUGUGGGGUGUAGAAGACAACCUCACAGUGUUGUUAUGGCAUGUAAAAGACAACCUCCCAGUGUUCUGUUGUGUGUUCUGGUGUGUCGAAGACAACCUCCCAGUGUUCUGGCGUGUAGAAGACAACCUCCCAGUGUUCUGGUGUGUAGAAGACAACCUCCCAGGGUUCCGGUGUGUAGAAGACAACCUCCCAGUGUUCUGGUGUGUAGAAGACAACCUCCCAGUGUUCUGGUGUGUAGAAGACAACCUCCCAGUGUUGUUCUGUCGUGUAGAAGACAACCUCCCAGUGUUCUGUUGUGUGUUCUGGUGUGUAGAAGACAACCUGCCAGUGUUCUGGCGUGUAGAAGACAACCUCUCAGUGUUGUUCCGGUGUGUAGAAGACAACCUCGCAGAGUUCUCCUGGCGUGUCGAAGAUAACCUCCCAGAGUUCUCCUGGCAUGUAGAAGACAACCUCCCAGAGUUCUCCUGGCGUGUAGAAGACAACCUCCCAGAGUUAUUGUGUGUAGAAGACAACCUCUAAGUGUUCUGGUGUGUAGAAGACAACCUCCCAGGGUUCCGGUGUGUAGAAGACAACCUCCCAGUGUUCCGGUGUGUAGAAGACAACCUCCCAGUGUUGUUCUGGCGUGUAGAAGACAACCUCCCAGUGUUGUUCUGGUAUGUAGAAGACAACCUCCCAGUGUUGUUCUGGUAUGUAGAAGACAACCUCCCAGUGUUCUGGCAUGUUGAAGACAACCUCCCAGUGUUGUGGGGUGUAGAAGACAACCUCCCAGUGUUGUUCUGGUAUGUAGAAGACAACCUCCCAGUGUUCUGGCAUGUUGAAGACAACCUCCCAGUGUUCUGGUGUGUAGAAGACAACCUCCCAGUGUUGUUCUGGCGUGUAGAAGACAACCUCCCAGUGUUCUGGUGUGUAGAAGACAACCUCCCAGUGUUCUGGCGUGUUGAAGACAACCUCCCAGUGUUCUGGUGUGUAGAAGACAACCUCACAGUGUUGUUAUGGCAUGUAGAAGACAACCUCCCAGUGUUCUGUUGUGUGUUCUGGUGUGUCGAAGACAACCUCCCAGUGUUCUGGCGUGUAGAAGACAACCUCCCAGUGUUCUGGUGUGUAGAAGACAACCUCCCAGAGUUGUUCUGGUGAGUAGAAGAGAACCUCCCAGUGUUCCAGUGUGUAGAAGACAACCUCCCAGGGUUCCGGUGUGUAGAAGACAACCUCCCAGGGUUCCGGUGUGUAGAAGACAACCUCCCAGGGUUCCGGUGUGUAGAAGACAACCUCCCAGAGUUCCGGCGUGUAGAAGACAACCUCCCAGUGUUCUGGUGUGUAGAAGACAACCUCCCAAUGUUCUGGUGUGUAGAAGACAACCUCCCAGUGUUCUGGUGUGUAGAAGACAACCUCCCAGUGUUGUUCUGUAGUGUAGAAGACAACCUCCCAGUGUUCUGUUGUGUGUUCUGGUGUGUAGAAGACAACCUCCCAGUGUUCUGGUGUGUAGAAGACAACCUCCCAGUGUUCUGGUGUGUAGAAGACAACCUCCCAGUGUUCUGGCGUGUAGAAGACAACCUCUCAGUGUUGUUCCGGUGUGUAGAAGACAACCUCCCAGUGUUCCGGUGUGUAGAAGACAACCUCGCAGAGUUCUCCUGGCGUGUCGAAGAUAACCUCCCAGAGUUCUCCUGGCAUGUAGAAGACAACCUCCCAGAGUUCUCCUGGCGUGUAGAAGACAACCUCCCAGAGUUAUUGUGUGUAGAAGACAACCUCUAAGUGUUCUGGUGUGUAGAAGACAACCUCCCAGGGUUCCGGUGUGUAGAAGACAACCUCCCAGUGUUCCGGUGUGUAGAAGACAACCUCCCAGUGUUGUGGGGUGUAGAAGACAACCUCCCAGUGUUGUUCUGGUAUGUAGAAGACAACCUCCUAGUGUUCUGGGGUGUAGAAGACAACCUCCCAGUGUUGUGGGGUGUAGAAGACAACCUCCCAGUGUUGUUCUGGUAUGUAGAAGACAACCUCAGAGUGUUCUGGCGUGUUGAAGACAACCUCCCAGUGUUCUGGUGUGUAGAAGACAACCUCCCAGUGUUGUUCUGGCGUGUAGAAGACAACCUCCCAGUGUUCUGGUGUGUAGAAGACAACCUCCCAGAGUUCUCCUGGUGUGUAGAAGACAACCUCCCAGGGUUCCGGUGUGUAGAAGACAACCUCCCAGGAUUCCGGUGUGUAGAAGACAACCUCCCAGGGUUCCGGCGUGUAGAAGACAACCUCCCAGUGUUCUGGUGUGUAGAAGACAACCUCCCAGUGUUCUGGUGUGUAGAAGACAACAUUUACAUUUUUUACAUUUUUAGUCAUUUAGCAGACGCUCUUAUCCAGAGCGACUUACAGUUAGCACAUACAUUAUUUUAUCGAACCCACAACCCUGGUGUUGCAAACGCCAUGCUCUACCAACUGAGCUACAUACCCCUCCCAGUGUUGUUCUGGCGUGUAGAAGACAACCUCCUAGUGUUCUGGUGUGUAGAAGACAACCUCCCAGUGUUCUGGCGUGUAGAAGACAACCUCCCAGUGUUCUGGCGUGUAGAAGACAACCUCCCAGUGUUGUUCUGGCAUGUAGAAGACAACCUCCUAGUGUUCUGGUGUGUAGAAGACAACCUCCCAGUGUUGUUCUGGUGUGUAGAAGACAACCUCCCAGUGUUCUGGUGUGUAGAAGACAACCUCCCAGUGUUGUUCUGGUGUGUAGAAGACAACCUCCCAGUGUUGUUCUGGUGUGUAGAAGACAACCUCCCAGUGUUCUGGUGUGUAGAAGACAACCUCCCAGUGUUCUGGUGUGUAGAAGACAACCUCCCAGUGUUCUGGUGUGUAGAAGACAACCUCCCAGUGUUCUGGCGUGUAGAAGACAACCUCCCAGUUUUAUUCUGGCGUGUAGAAGACAACCUUACAGUGUUCUGUUGUGUGUUCUGGUGUGUAGAAGACAACCUCCUAGUGUUCUGGUGUGUAGAAGACAACCUCCCAGAGUUCUCCUGGUGUGUGUGCUGCUGCCGUGUGCUGCCAGAUCAUAAAUCUCAAGUAAGGUUAGCAUGCUGACGUUUAUGUCAUGUCGUCACGCGUCAUUAAGGAGACACAAUGGCCAGGGAUAGGAUAUAGGAAAAGUACAUCAGCCUAUACCCCCCAUGUAGUCGUAAAAAAGCUUGUGACUUCGUGUCUACCUGUCUUCAUAGCUCUUUAUGUUAAAGCUUUUGAAAUGGGGAUUAAAACCACUACCAUCACAUCAAUUGUUUAUUUCGAGACGUUGUUGGAACAGAGAAGAGUUGCAUUGAUCAAGGUUGCUACACUACUGUGAGUGAUUGCAGCUGAGGGCCUCUGGAUUGGCUUCUCUCAUUUGGGCACAAUGCCUUCUCUAGAUCUGAAUCUGAGCGCUCAUGAUCGUCAUUCAGCUAUUUUGAGAUAAAGUGGGAGGGAGACGAGGGCAACAGAACUCUGAAAGGACAGGAGGGGUGCGUGUGUACCCCCCCACACAAAAGGAGGCCUUCAGUCUAUUCGUUGCACCCCCAAUCAAUUUAAGAUGGGGAUGUCGUGGCAAAGACUCCAUGAAAUGGCUUUGUGUAGCGGCUGGGCCUGCCUCUCCAUGCCUUCUCCUUAAAGUGUGUCAUUUGACGGAAAACAUUCUCACACAACGCGUUACGCAAUCAACGGUGGCGGCACUGGCAUUGCCAGUGUUUUAACCCUUGGGGUUUGUUGUUGUGUGGAGGCUUUUCUCUUUCUGGAAGUUUCUCAGACGGCUUUAGGUGCCAAACAACGACAGGCUCUGUUGAGAUGGAGGGAGGGAGGGAGGAAUGUGGAGGAUGAGUGGAUGAGGAUCCAGAAGGGGGAGGAAAUACAUGAAAAAGAGAGAAGGGGGCAACCUUCUCUGAAAUCCCCAGAGCAUUAUAGCUACUGUUUCAAAGGCCUUGGGUCUGUAUUCAAAAAGCAUCUCAGAGUACUGAUCUAGGACCUGGUCCUCUCUGUCCUUCUAUUCCUAUUCGUUGUGAUCUAAUAGUCAAAAGAUCAGCACUCCUUCUCUGAGAUGCUUUAUGGAUAUGGGCCCUGAUCUGACUAAAGAGGUGGAGAAAGUAUUGUUUCCCAGAGAGAAACAUAAUGAGCCAUUUUGAUAAGAGGCUUUCGGGAAACACAACCUGGACGAAUGUCAAUACCAGAAGACGAGCAUUAUUUAAAUGACUGUCGUUACUGUACUAGUGGCAGAGAGAAGCAUGGUACAUGGGGUGUGUAUGGUUACCUGUAGUGCAGUGGACAUGUAACAAUACGUGUCAUCCUCCACUGGGUGUGUCCCUACAAGGUUGUGUCUCUGGUAGGACGGGCACUGCUGGGGGUGGGAGGGGCCUUUCCUGCCGUAGAAAGCCGAUUGGACAGUGAUGGUGGUGCGGGGCGGGCAGCGGACCGACAGGAAGUCGCCGUCACACGCCUGCUCGGUGUAGUUCCUCAACACUUUGGACAGGUAACCUAGGAGAUGAGAAAAACACCAUGGUUACAGACAGUUACCACGAAAACAGCUGCACACCUACACCUAUUUACAAUCCAUCAACUCUUAAGUGGUGUUCCAUGUCAUCUUGUAUGAAGAAGCACUGCGCAUUUCAGCAGAUUGCUAUAUCAUGUCAAUGUGUAUUUCCUGAGAUGCUAAUCACUUCUCCAGGUGUUGUGAGAUCGGAUCAUCAGUGCAGCGUGACUGCAUUAAAGACCAUCUGGAAUGCGUUCAAAGCCUAAAAUCAUACUACAAACAAAAGACACUCAAUGAAUAGGAGAUCAUUCAAUACAAACAAAGAUUAUUUGAAUAGGAGACAUUUCACUCCUCCACCUCCUCAGUGUAAAGAAACACACACACAGUCCCCAGGAAGUUCAAAUGGACAAAGCCAUGGGUGUGUUGCAUCCUGAAAUACUUUUAUUUAGAAUGUGUGGCACACAGCUGCAGCAGUUCUAUCUCAGUCAAUCGGCAGCAAAGAGGAACACAACACAUCCUGGAGAUAAGGCAAUCAGCAAUGCCAAUCACACACACACACACACAGAGUCUGCCAAGCUUUGCUUUGUCUUGCCUGGGUUGGACCACCUCGGAAGAAACACUCUCCUCCUUCCUUUAAUUUAAUCCCUCAUUUCAUGGUGAUGUCAUAUUGAGAGAGCUAGCGUGUUGUCUUAUCUGCGCUAUAUGUUGUUUUUGUUCGUUAACACGCUCUGUGGCGUGUGUGAAAACACACAGACACACCCUGUCAAGGGAGGGAGCACCAAUUUGGUCGCGUAGGUGGGUCUGUUUGUCUAGAUAGUAGUAAGCUUCCGUGGAAGAGCCCCCUGUUUCCAUGGUCCAUUAGUCGUGUUACACAUCAACAAGCCCUGACAAAACGACUGCCUUCACUUAACCAUCUCAAAAACCAUGGCUCCGGGCCUAGAAUACCAUAAUACCACACAGACGCUAAAAGCCCUAGCCUAGCGUCAUUAACCAUUAGCAUUGUUAGCCUCCAGGCAUAUCUGAAGAACAGACUCUGCAUUUAAGGCUAUCUGAGCUUCCUAGGCUUGAGCUAAAGACCUCACUAAGCUAACCUGCGCUAGUUCUAAGUCUGCUAACCCUAAGUUUGUCUCACCCUGUCUCCAUCAGUAAGCCCUUUGUUUGUUAGCGUUAGCGAGUCUCUUUUCGGACUCGGUGUCAGUUAGCUAACCACCAUGUUUUGAACUGCAUUCCAUAUUUAAAAACUGUAUAAAAAAAUAAUAAUAACUGAAAUAGGCCUAUUGGGAAACAAUCAUAAAACACUUUUAAUGUUAUUUUACUUGAAACCCCACAGGUCUAGCCUGUCUCUUUAAAUGCUGAAGCUAAUUACGGUGUUAGCCAGUAUUCUCUGUCAUUGUGAGCCACCAGCCUGUCAAUCAGUCAGGAGAACUGAACCCCAUCACAUUAACACUCCUGCCUGCUAGAAGGAGAGUGGAGAUAAAAGAGGGAGCACUGCUCCGUCAUUUGGUGUAUUUUUUCCUCCUCCUUUGCAAAACUAUUAAGCCAAAUGAUUGACAGCUGGCAGAGGAACAUUCAGGACAAAAGUUCUCAAGAUAAACAGAGGCGGUCUCAAAAAUGGUACCCUAUUCUCUGAAUAUUGCAUGACUUUUGACCAGGUUCCAUAGGGCUCUGGUCAAAAGUAGUGCACUAUAUGGGGAAUAGGGUGCCAUUUGGGACAGAAUUCGGCCUAUGGGAGUAGGGAAGUGCUUUCACUAGUGACUGUCAAUACAGGCCCUGUGCCAUAAUAAGGUUUGACAGAUGUCAUAAGCAGUCAUGACUGUUCGUGUCAGCUUAUGACAAAUUACUUUGAAAAAAGUUUUACCGAAACGCAUAACAUGCAUGAUGGAAUAAAAAUAUUUGGCAUGGGCCCUCAGAUCCUCAAAAAGUUCUACAGCUGCACCAUUGAGAGCAUCUUGACUGGCUGCAUCACUGCUUGGUAUGGCAACUGCUAAGGCACUACAGAGGGUAGUUCAUACGACCCAGUACAUCACUGGGGCCGAGCUCCCUGCCAUCCAAGACCUCUAUACCAGGCGGUGUCAGAGGAAGACCCUAAAAAUUGUCAAAGACUCCAGCCACCCAAGACAUAGGCUGUUCUCUCUGCUACCGCAUGGCAAGCGGUACCGGAGCUACAAGUCUAGGACCAAAAGACUUCUUAACAGCUUCUACCCCCAAGCCAUAAGACUGCUGAACAGUUAAUCAAAUGGCUACCCAGACUAUUUGCAUUGUCCUCCUUUUUAUUUGCACUGACUUGCUUGCACCAGCUCUAUGCACCCUCACUGGACUCUACCCACACACUCACACAUACUACACUGACACUCCAACACACACACACACACACACACACACACACACACACUGCUGCUACUCUGUUUAUUAUUUACCUUGAUUGCCUAGUCACCUUUACCCCUACCUACAGUGGGGAGAACAAGUAUUUGAUACACUGCCAAUUUUGCAGAUUUUCCUAUUUACAAAGCAUGUAGAGGUCUGUAAUUUUUAUCAUAUGUACACUUCAACUGUGAGAGACGGAAUCUAAAACAAAAAUCCAGAAAAUCACAUUGUAUGAUUUUUAAGUAAUUAAUUUGCUUUUUAUUGCAUGACAUAAGUAUUUGAUACAUCAGAAAAGCAGAACUUAAUAUUUGGUACAGAAACCUUUGUUUGCAAUUACAGAGAUCAUACGUUUCCUGUAGGUCUUGACCAGGUUUGCACACACUGCAGCAGGGAUUUUGGCCCACUCCUCCAUACAGACCUUCUCCAGAUCCUUCAGGUUUCGGGGCUGUCGCUGGGCAAUACGGACUUUCAGCUCCCUCCAAAGAUUUUCUAUUGGGUUCAGGUCUGGAGACUGGCUAGGCCACUCCAGGACCUUGAGAUGCUUCUUACGGAGCCACUCCUUAGUUGCCCUGGCUGUGUGUUUCGGGUCGUUGUCAUGCUGGAAGACCCAGCCACAACCCACCUUCAAUGCUCUUACUGAGGGAAGGAGGUUGUUGGCCAAGAUCUCGCGAUACAUGGCCCCAUCCAUCCUCCCCUCAAUACGGUGCAGUCGUCCUGUCCCCUUUGCAGAAAAGCAUCCCAAAAGAAUGAUGUUUCCACCUCCAUGCUUCACGGUUGGGAUGGUGUUCUUGGGGUUGUACUCAUCCUUCUUCUUCCUCCAAACACGGCGAGUGGAGUUUAGACCAAAAAGCUCUAUUUUUGUCUCAUCAGACCACAUGACCUUCUCCCAUUCCUCCUCUGGAUCAUCCAGAUGGUCAUUGGCAAACUUCAGACGGGCCUGGACAUGCGCUGGCUUGAGCAGGGGGACCUUGCGUGCGCUGCAGGAUUUGAAUCAAUGACGGCGUAGUAUGUUACUAAUGGUUUUCUUUGAGACUGUGGUCCCAGCUCUCUUCAGGUCAUUGACCAGGUCCUGCCGUGUAGUUCUGGGCUGAUCCCUCACCUUCCUCAUGAUCAUUGAUGCCCCACGAGGUGAGAUCUUGCAUGGAGCCCCAGACCGAGGGUGAUUGACCGUCAUCUUGAACUUCUUCCAUUUUCUAAUAAUUGCGCCAACAGUUGUUGCCUUCUCACCAAGCUGCUUGCCUAUUGUCCUGUAGCCCAUCCCAGCCUUGUGCAGGUUUACAAUUUUAUCCCUGAUGUCCUUACACAGCUCUCUGGUCUUGGCCAUUGUGGAGAGGUUGGAGUCUGUUUGAUUGAGUGUGUGGACAGGUGUCUUUUAUACAGGUAAUGAGUUCAAACAGGUGCAGUUAAUACAGGUAAUGAGUGGAGAACAGGAGGGCUUCUUAAAGAAAAACUAACAGGUCUGUGAGAGACGGAAUUCUUACUGGUUGGUAGGUGAUCAAAUACUUAUGUCAUGCAAUAAAAUGCAAAUUAAUUACUUAAAAAUCAUACAAUGUGAUUUUCUGGAUUUUUGUUUUAGAUUCCGUCUCUCACAGGUGAAGUGUACCUAUGAUAACAAUUACAGACCUCUACAUGCUUUGUAAGUAGGAAAACCUGCAAAAUCGGCAGUGUAUCAAAUACUUUUCUCCCCACUGUACAUGUACAGUGAGGGAAAAAAGUAUUUGAUCCCCUGAUGAUUUUGUAAGUUUGCCCACUGACAAAGAAAUGAUCAGUCUAUAAUUUUAAUGGUAGGUUUAUUUGAACAGUGAGAGACAGAAUAACAACAAAAAAAUCCAGAAAAACGCAUGUCAAAAAUGUUAUAAAUUGAUUUGCAUUUUAAUGACGGAAAUAAGUAUUUGACCCCCUCUCAAUCAGAAAGAUUUCUGGCUCCCAGGUGUCUUUUAUACAGGUAACGAGCUGAGAUUAGGAGCACACUCUUAAAGGGAGUGCUCCUAAUCUCAGCUUGUUACCUGUAUAAAAGACACCUGUACACAGAAGCAAUCAAUCAAUCAGAUUCCAAACUCUCCACCAUGGCCAAGACCAAAGAGCUCUCCAAGGAUGUCAGGGACAAGAUUGUAGACCUACACAAGGCUGGAAUGGGCUACAAGACCAUCGGCAAGCAGCUUAAUGAGAAGGUGACAACAGUUGGUGCGAUUAUUGGAAAUGGAAGAAACACAAAAUAACUGUCAAUCUCCCUCGGCCUGGGGCUCCAUGCAAGAUCUCACCUCGUGGAGUUGCAAUGAUUAUGAGAACGGUGAGGAAUCAGCCCAGAACUACACUGGAGGAUCUUGUCAAUGAUCUCAAGGCAGCUGGGAUAAUAGUCACCAAGAAAACAAUUGGUAACACACUACGCCGUGAAGGACUGAAAUCCUGCAGCGCCCACAAGGUCCCCCUGCUCAAGAAAGCACAUAUACAGGCCCGUCUGAAGUUUGCCAAUGAACAUCUGAAUGAUUCAGAGGAGAACUGGGUGAAAGUGUUGUGGUCAGAUGAGACCAAAAUCAAACUCUUUGGCAUCAACUCAACUCGCCGUGUUUGGAGGAGGAGGAAUGCUGCCUAUGACCCCAAGAACACCAUCCCCACUGUCAAACAUGGAGGUGGAAACAUUAUGCUUUGGGGGUGUUUUUCUGCUAAGGGGACAGGACAACUUCACCGCAUCAAAGGGACGAUGGACGGGGCCAUGUACCGUCAAAUCUUGGGUGAGAACCUCCUUCCCUCAGCCAGGGCAUUGAAAAUGGGUCAUGGAUGGGUAUUCCAGCAUGAAAAUGACCCAAAACACACGGCCAAGGCAACAAAGGAGUGGCUCAAGAAGAAGCACAUUAUGGUCCUGGAGUGGCCUAGCCAGUCUCCAGACCUUAAUACCAUAGAAAAUCUGUGGAGGGAGCUGAAGGUUCGAGUUGCCAAACGUCAGCCUCGAAACCUUAAUGACUUGGAGAAGAUCUGCAAAGAGGAGUGGGACAAAAUCCGUCCUGAGAUGUGUGCAAACCUGGUGGCCAACUACAAGAAACGUCUGACCUCUGUGAUUGCCAAGAAGGGUUUUGUCACCAAGUACUAAGUCAUAUUUUGCAGAGGGGUCAAAUACUUAUUUCCCUCAUUAAAAUGAAAAUCAAUUUAUAACAUUUUUGACAUGCGUUUUUCUGGAUUUUUGUUGUUGUUAUUCUGUCUCUCACUGUUCAUAUAAAUCUACCAUUACAAUUAUAAGCUGAUCAUGUCUUUGUCAGUGGGCAAACGUACAAAAUCAGCAGGGGAUCAAAUACUUUUUUCCCUCACUGUACAUAUUACCUCAACUAUCUCGUACCCCUGCACAUUGACUCGGUACCGGUACUCCAUGUAUAUAGUCUUGUUAUUGUUAUUUUAUUGUGUUACUAUUUCCUUAAAAUAAAAGAUUAAACUCUGCAUUGUUGGGAAAGGGCUCGUAAGUAAGCAUUUCACGGUAAAGUCUACACCUGCUGCAUUGGGCGCAUGUGACAAAUUCAUAAAAUCAAUCAAAUUGUCUUUAUCCAAAACAAGGAGACAUUUUAGUGUAAUUUUAAGGCUGUAAGCAAUCCCUUGGUUCAAAACCCGGCUUGGAAAAUUAAGUUUAAAAAAAUUACCAGUUUGAUUCAGCCAGCUCAACAUCAAUAUGUCAAACGUUUUCACUGUUGAGUGCUUCGCAAACACUACAGGUACAUUAGAGGAAGUAGGAACUGUUUCCAUACACAGUGACCCACAUACAUGAAUGCACGCGUGCGCCCACACCAAACACGCACGCACACACACACCUUUUUCCCAUGGUUACCUCUAACAGUGCAGUAGUUCCAUAGAGUGUAGUCAUGAAACUCUGAUAGCUCAAAGGGUCAACACCGGGACAUAAUUAGACAACAGUGGCGCCCAGUGCAGCCUCUGUUCUUUCACUGUUCUAUUGACACUGCCUUAUCUUGAAAAUGAAAGCAAGAACAUUUGACUUCAAUGCUUUUAACUAUUACAGUAGGCUACUUAAGCAUUAAGGCCAGAGAGCUUUGCAGAGUCAGGUAUAGAACAACCUCUUUGAUCAUAAAAUGCAAAGCUAAGUUAGCCUGGUGUGAAGUGCACACACUGUUUCUUUGGAACUAAGUAACUUCUCACACACCACACUCACUCCUGCUGGCAUAGCCCUGUCUGCUGCAUUCCAGAGCGGGUGAACUUGGCAUUUCCCCUGACAGGACCACACACACAAACAAACUACAACACAACCAGCGUGGCUGCCGUGGCAACAAACACAACCUUACACUGAAGUCAUUCUCCUCUACAGUUACCCAGCGGGCAAAAAGUUAUCAAGGGACAUCAUUUUUCUGAUAUGCGAUGUCAGAUAACCAGAUUACAACCAUUUAAAUACUUAUUUUUGCCUUUCAGGGAAAAUAAAGAUCUAUUGAACUGAGUUCUCCAUGAAGAAAUCAAGGCGCCUGGGAAAGACGUCAUAUCGUGAUGUUAUCUUGUUUAAGUGACUGAUACAACCAGGUAAAGGCGUCUGUUUCUGGAUGCUAAAAACGUCAAAAAAAACGUCCUUUAACAUUCAGACUACGACCUGACCAUGACGUCAGUCUGAUGUAAUUGCAACCGGUUUUGCCCACUGAGCAUAAGACAGGUCUGUUUGGUCUUAGUAUUAGGCCCGGUCCUGGACCCAUGCCAAGACCACGAUACAGCAUGUGCACUGCCAGUCCUAUACCCCUCCAGCCACUGAGCUGGGUGCCACAUGGAAACUGUGGCUACUACCAUGCCGGGAGAGGGAGAGGGCGAGGGCGAGGGAGAGGGCGAGGGAGAGGGAGAGGGCGAGGGCGAGGGAGAGGGAGAGGGCGAGGGAGAGGGAGAGGGCGAGGGAGAGGGAGAGGGAGAGGGAGAGGGCGAGGGAGAGGGCGAGGGCGAGGGCGAGGGCGAGGGCGAGGGCCAAACAGAGGAAUGA
Coregonus sp. 'balchen' is the source of this 31190-nucleotide messenger RNA. The record is from the annotation of a GenBank genome assembly. Lineage: Eukaryota; Metazoa; Chordata; Actinopteri; Salmoniformes; Salmonidae.